AUGGUUGGGGCGCAACACAGGUCGCCUCCGGUCACACUUACACUGGGCUAUUGUGAGAAUCCUGGUUUAUACUUUGUGUACUGUGUACUGAAAACGUUGGGAGAUCUACGAAACAGAGAUCUGGUAAACACGCUGUGGGAGAGAAUUGAGGAAAUAAGGAACGAGAAAGCGAAGGAGGAAAAGGAAGAUGUAGACGACUGUGAAGGAUGGGAAGAGAAAAGAGAGAAGGAGGAGGAGGAGAAGGAAGAGGAAGAGAAAGAAAUAGAAGAAGAAGAGGAAGAGGAAGAGGAAGAGGAAGAAGUAGAAGUGGAGGAGGAAGAGAAGGAAGAGGAAGAGGAAGAGGAAAAAGUGGAGGAGGAAGAGAAAGAGGAAAAAGUGGAGGAGGAGGAAGAGAAAAAGGAAAAAGUGGAGGAGGAGGAAGAGGAAGAAGAAGAAAAGAAGAAGCAAGAAGAAGAAGCAGAAGAAGAAGCAGAAGAAGAAGCAGAAGAAGAAGCAGAAGAAGAAGAAGAAGAAGAAGAAGAAGAAGAAGAAGAAGAAGAAGAAGAAGAAGAAGAAGAAGAAGAAGAAGAAGAAGAAGAAGAAGCAGCAAAAGCAGAAGCAGAAGCAGAAGCAGAAGCAGAAGCAGAAGCAGAAGCAGAAGCAGAAGAAGAAGCAGAAGCAGAAGCAGAAGCAGAAGCAGAAGCAGAAGCAGAAGAAGAAGAAGAAGAAGAAGAAGAAGAAGAAGAAGAAGAAGAAGAAGAAGAAGGGGACGUAAGGGGGCAGGGGCCACGUUGGUCGACAGACCGCUACGGCCGUUCCCACAUCAGUGCGCCAGGCCGAGAAUGUUACCUCCCCUACCUCCUUCUUUCCUCUCCUCUUAUGUCUGCCUUGUAUUGUCUUAUGCGGCUUAUUCUCUUCGCAUCAGUCUCCGCCUCUGCCUAG
This is a messenger RNA of Penaeus indicus, 921 nucleotides long. Its product is annotated as cilia- and flagella-associated protein 251-like. Lineage: Eukaryota; Metazoa; Arthropoda; Malacostraca; Decapoda; Penaeidae. The transcript has 5 exons. The record is from RefSeq and is a predicted model, not a curated record. The coding region runs from base 1 to 921 and encodes 306 amino acids.